Elaeis guineensis (African oil palm) is the source of this 843-nucleotide messenger RNA. Lineage: Eukaryota; Viridiplantae; Streptophyta; Magnoliopsida; Arecales; Arecaceae. The record is from RefSeq and is a predicted model, not a curated record.
AUGAUAGGUGCUGCAAUCCGAUAUUUAGCAGAGGAAAGAGGCUCUACAAUGGCAACGAUAUCUAAUUAUAUUCGAUCCAAUUACGACGACCUCCCGGACGGGCAUGACAGGCUCCUUCCUUACUACCUCGGCAAGCUCACCGCCCAGAGGGAGUUCGUCAUGACGACACCCGGCCGUUUUCUGGUCGCCGACCACGCUGCCGCUGCGCCCGGUGGAUCAUCUAAGCCCAUGCAGAACAAAGACGCGGACUCCACCCAAUCGAAGCCCGACGCCCAUGAAGCCGAUGUCGUCGAGCCCAAGUCCAACGCAAAUCAGGUCGACGGCGAUGUUGAAUCAUUGGAAUAUUUGCUUGCCUUGCCAUGGGAAGGGCCUCCAGUGUCAAUGCCUGUGAAUAAAGGAAGAGGAGAUGGAGCCAAACCGGCGCCUAGACGUCGUGGUCGUCCACCGAAAGUGGGCUCGAACGCAGGGGGCGUGUCUCAAAAUAAGGAAGAAGAAAACGAUGGGAACGACCAACGUGAUGUGCCGGAGGCCACCCCAACGCAGGCUGAGGAAGCUGGCAAGGAUGGCUCCUCUUCAGCGCCAAAGCGCCGAGGAAGGGGAAGACCUCCCAAGCGGAAGUGGAACGGUCGAUAGGCGGACCGCGGUUCGAGCCCACUAUUGGAAGGCCACAGUUAGGUUUGGUAGGAAGUGCGGUAGCAUGAGUCGUUCCCAUGUUAAUUUUUUUUUUUUAAUUUCUUUUCCUUUUGUUUUUGGUUAAAAUUAUUGUAUUUGCUCCAUCUGUCGAUGCCUGUCAUUGAAGGAUCGGUAGCAGUAAUUAAAUCUUUUGAGUAAUAAAUUUUUUAU